This is a messenger RNA of Macadamia integrifolia, 1831 nucleotides long. Its product is annotated as flavonoid 3'-monooxygenase-like. The record is from RefSeq and is a predicted model, not a curated record. The transcript is spliced from 3 exons. Bases 40 to 1605 code for a protein of 521 amino acids. Gene Ontology annotation, molecular function: heme binding; monooxygenase activity; oxidoreductase activity, acting on paired donors, with incorporation or reduction of molecular oxygen. NCBI's taxonomy places the organism in Eukaryota, Viridiplantae, Streptophyta, Magnoliopsida, Proteales, Proteaceae.
AUCCCCAGUUUGAUUUCUACCACCAAAGUCCAAGAGGCGAUGACACCCCUCUCCCUUGUAAUCUCCUCCCUAUUCUUCGCUUUCAUCGUUUACUUUUGUUUCAAUCGCUUCCUUCACAGAUACCCAAAACCUCUCCCUCCAGGUCCUAAGCCAUGGCCUAUAAUCGGAAACCUUCCCCACCUUGGCUCCAAGCCUCACCAUUCUCUCGCCGCCUUGGCUCGUAUCUAUGGUCCUCUAAUGCAUCUGAGGCUGGGAUCUGUUCACGUGGUCGUCGCUGCUUCAGCUUCCGUUGCUUCUCAGUUUCUGAAAACUCACGACGCCAAUUUCUCAAGCCGACCACCUAACUCAGGUGCUAAACACAUCGCUUAUAAUUACCAGGACCUCGUCUUUGCACCCUACGGUUCACGUUGGCGCAUGCUCCGUAAGAUCUGCUCCGUUCAUCUCUUCUCCGCCAAGGCGUUGGAUGAUUUCCGUCUUGUCCGACAGGAGGAGGUGGCUGUACUGACGCACCACCUAGCGGCGGCAGGACGCGUGGGGCUAGUGAAUGUUGGACAGUUGCUGAACGUGUGUACCACAAACACGCUUUCGAGGGUGAUGAUUGGGUGGAGAGUGUUUGGGGAGGGCGAUGGUAUUAAGAACGCAAAGUCGCAAGAGUUUAAGGAGAUGGUGGUGGAGUUAAUGGUGCUUGCCGGAGUAUUCAAUAUUGGUGAUUUUGUUCCAAGGUUGGAAUGGUUGGAUUUACAGGGGGUGGCUUCUAAGAUGAAGAAGUUGCACGCGAGAUUUGAUGCUUUCUUGAAUGCUAUCAUCGCCGAACAUGAGUCUACUGGUGUGAAUGGCGAUGGGCCGGCUCAGCUACAUAAGGAUUUGUUGAGUACUCUUAUUGGGUUGAAGGAUGAUGCCGACGGCGAGGGUGGGAAGAUCUCCGACACUGAGAUUAAGGCCUUGCUUUUGGACUUAUUCACGGCAGGAACUGACACAUCAUCAAGCACCGUAGAGUGGGCCCUGGCGGAGCUGAUUCGUCACCCUAACAUACUGGUUCAAGCCCAAAAGGAGUUGGACUCGGUCGUUGGAAUGGAUCGGCUCGUGACGGAAUCGGAUCUACCCAAUCUCCCAUACCUACAAGCCAUCAUCAAAGAAACGUUUCGUCUUCACCCAUCAACGCCAUUAUCACUCCCGCGAAUGGCCGCCGAGAGCUGUGAGAUCAACGGCUAUUACAUUCCAAAGGAUUCCACACUUCUCGUCAAUGUAUGGGCCAUUUCACGUGACCCAGCAAUUUGGCCCGAACCGUUGGAGUUCCGACCCGAGAGAUUCCUCCCUGGUAGUAAACUGGCCCAUAUUGAUAUUAAGGGGAACGAUUUUGAAGUUAUACCCUUUGGGGCCGGGCGUAGAAUAUGCGCAGGGAUGAGCCUUGGGUUGCGAAUGGUGCAGCUUUUGACUGCUACUUUGGUCCAUGCAUUUGAUUGGGUCCUACCGGAGGCCCUGUCUCCAGAGAAGCUGAACAUGGAAGAGGCUUAUGGGCUGACCUUGCAAAGGGCCAUGCCUCUUAUGGCGUUUACACGCCCAAGGUUGGUCCAACAUUUAUAUGGCACCACUGUUAGAGCUUGAUAUAAUAAUGUUUGCUUCUUGUUUAUCCUUUUAUAAGUUUACAUGUCUUAGGAGGUGCAGUUGUAUCAAUAAAUGUUGGGUGAUUUGAAUCUUUAUAGAUGGUGUUGAUGACUUGGGUAGCGACAGAUGGAUUAUUCAUUAUUGUUGGAAUGGAAUUCCAUAUGGCUACCUGGAUGUUGGGAGUGUGUUCAUCAAAUCCAUAAAUAAAUUGUUUUAUUUAUGAUUA